Messenger RNA from Monascus purpureus, 1779 nucleotides. Lineage: Eukaryota; Fungi; Ascomycota; Eurotiomycetes; Eurotiales; Aspergillaceae. The record is from the annotation of a GenBank genome assembly.
GUCCGGUGUGGUUAGUCAGCCCCACAGGUCAGUUAACUUAAAAGCUUGAUAGCAGAACUCGUCCGCUGCAACUUUAAAAGAGAGAGAAAGAGAGACAGAGAAAAGGGUAAGAAAGUGCAGGACUAUCCAGCAUAGCAUGACAGCCACGACAAUAGACAGUCAUGAAGCGAACUCUCCCCGGGGUGAGACUGGGGAGAAAAUAGCCAUUGCCACAGACAUAGUGGGCGAAGAAGCCAGGCUAAUUGAUCCCCAAGAGGCGAGGAGAGUCUUGUGGAAGAUCGACCUCUUUCUCAUACCGGCCAUGGUAAUUGGAUAUGGGCUGGUCUAUUAUGACAAGGCAAUCCUAGGAAGCGCCGCUCUGUUUGGCAUGACCAAGGAUCUCCAGCUCUCGGUCAAAGACGCUUCAGGUAAAACAGACACCUCGAGACUAAGCUGGGCUACGUCCCUCUUUUACUUCGGUCAGCUGGCUGGCUCCUAUCCCAUGACAUACAUCUUGCAGCAUUUCAAUACGCGAUAUGUCCUGGGACCGGCUGUGAUGAUCUGGGCUAUCAUAUGUGCGGCCACGGCCGGCGUAACUACGUGGCAGGGCCUUUUUGUGCAGCGCUUCUUUCUAGGCUUUACCGAGUCCGUCAUCCCAACUGCCUUUAUGACCACUAUCAGUGGAUACUACACUCAGUCGGAACAAGCACUGCGACAGAGCUGGUGGUUCUCGGGCACCGGUUGGUUCACGAUUAUUGGAGGCGCGAUGAACUACGGCUUCGCACAGAUCCGCGGCGCCCUAGCUCCCUGGCAGUAUAUUUAUAUCCUGGCUGGUGGAUUGACAUUCUUGUUCGGGAUCUGGUGCUUCUUUCUACCAAACUCGCCCGUGAAUGCUUGGUUCCUCAGUCCGGAUGAGCGAAUCGUGGCCAUAGAGCGGUUGAGGGCCGGACAGACUGGAGUAAAGAACCAUACGCUUAAACUAUCCCAGAUCAAAGAGGCGAUCUUCGACAUAAAACUCUGGCUGGUGGCGGUGACUAUGGCGGCUGCCUACACGGUGAAUGGCGCCGUUUCUGGUUUCGGGCCUCUCAUUGUUUCCACCUUCGGAUACUCCUCACUGGAGAGCAUCCUCUUCCAGUUCCCUCUUGGAGCAAUAUCGGGAGUUGGCAUCGUCCUAACGGGAUGGCUAUGCUCACGGUAUCGAAAUAUUCGGAUUAUAACCCUCCUUCUUUGCUGUCUCCCUGUCAUUGCGGGAUUUGCAAUCAUCUGGAAAUCAAGCUGGGGGUAUCAGCCUGCCGCCCCCGUCGCGGGUUAUUCGAUAACCGGAUUCUUCGGUCCUGUGGUCGGACUCACCGUUACGCUCGGAGCAAGCAAUGUCGCCGGCGAGACCAAGAAAAGUUUCAUGGCCUCCGCCGUCUUCGUCGCGUACUGCGUGGGCAAUAUUAUCGGGCCACAGUUGGUGCGGAGCCAGACGAAAGACCAGCAUUAUCCGGAGCUGUGGACGGGUUUGAUCAUUUGCUAUUGUAUAACCAUGCUGACUGCCUCGAUUCUAUGGGUGUUAUUGUCCCUGGAGAAUAAGAGGCGGGACAAGCUGGAAUUGAAUGAGGAGGAGCGUAACAGGCUCGCUUUCAAGGACUUGACGGACAAGGAGAAUCCGUACUUCAGAUACGUCUACUAGGAGCUAAUUGAUGAUGAGACACCGGCUGCAUAUUUGAAAUGGCAAUUUUUGUAUAGAGCACUUGUAGGGAUAGGCUCAAAUAUAGCCAAUAUAUACUCUAGACAGCAAGAAUAGCUCCCAGAAGC